AUGUGUCGGUAUGUACAAUUUUCCUUGGCUCCAUGUCCCCUUGUACCCGGCAACUUAUCUACCUUGGUCGAGCUUAACGCAAUUUACCCAAUCUUGCGUGAUCUCUACAUGUAUUGCGUCUUCGCAUAUUGGAACGUUCUGUCGACGAUACCACCGCUGAUUCUGGGCCAUCUAACUCGCCAUUACCCGACUCGGGCUAGGAUUCUCGGGACGACAACAACGUUCCGCUGUGGAAAGACAAUAUACAUCGAAAUCAAUCGCUAACAUUGCCCCUGUGCGCAGCUGGUUCGCCUAUAUCUCUCCGACAGAGCCAUGUCUCCUCGAAGACGUCCUCAUAUCGCCAAAGCACUCUCUGACCAAACAAGUUUCGGACCACUACCUUCCCAAACUCCUGCCUCACGAACAUGACGCCAAUUCGGAGAACGACGUCAAAGCUCGGAAUAUAGUCAACAACUUCGAUGGCCUUGGAGUUGCUUGGUACACUUCCUCCAACGCCGACUUCGAGCGCGGUAAGACCGGCGAGAGCAGCGAUGGGUUGCAGAAAGAAGUGAAGUUUAAUGCGUCCCGCUUCAAGGUCAUUGCUAACAAUCUUCUCAGGGCCUUCGACCUGCCAUGUACAAGACUAUCCAGCCGCCGAGCAACGACAUGAACUUUCUGUCCAUAUGCGCCAACACGGAAACCAGGGUUUGCUUCGGCCAUAUUCGAGCCUCCAGCGGAUCGGCCAUCACUCCCAUCAACAACCACCCCUUUGUGUUUGGCCGGCACACCUUCAUGCACAACGGAGCAGUUAGUGACUUCCUCGAUAUCAAACGAGACGUUGUCAACGAGAUGAGCCGAGAAGUCUAUCCCCACGUCUUAGGAGGCACAGAUUCCGAGUAAGCACCGAUCCUCUUCCUCUCGUCCUCCUACACACGCUCACCAGUUUAGACACAUUGCUGGCCUCUACAUGACCUACCUGACCUCCUCAUCAACCUCCAAAACACCCUUCGAAGAACUCUACCCCAUCCAAGCCAUGGCCGCCUCUCUCCACAAAACAGUAGCAACAGUCCUAGCCUUUCAACAACUACGUCUCGGCGCUCACAAGAAACCAAACUCCCUCAACCUCUGCGUGACAGACGGGGUCCACCUCUUAGCUUACCGCUUCCGCAAUCAUCGAACUUCACAACCGCCCUCCCUCUACUAUUCCACGAAAGCCGGCACCACCCUGAAUCGGAAAUAUCGUGAUUCUCCAGACGGAAUCGAUGCGCCGCAGAGGGAAGUUGGAAUCCCGGAAGAACUUCACGGGAAGCACUUGAUUGUGGCGAGUGAGCCGAGUACGUAUAAGGAAGAAGAUUGGGAAUUGAUUGGAAAGAAUCAGAUCUUGAUUUCCGGACCGGAUGGGGUGUUUACAGUUGAAGAUGUGCCGUACGGACAGGGUUGGGAUGCGGAGGGUUAA
Lecanosticta acicola is the source of this 1435-nucleotide messenger RNA. The record is from the annotation of a GenBank genome assembly. Lineage: Eukaryota; Fungi; Ascomycota; Dothideomycetes; Mycosphaerellales; Mycosphaerellaceae.